AUGACGGCAAUGGACUGCACAGAGACUUUCCAAUCCUUGUGCGCCAAGAUUGGGGUAGUUGAUCCGAUUAUAAAAGCCUUGGAGUCCCGCGGAUUUACAACCCCAGCAAAAUUCUUUUGGCCAUUGAAAGAAGGCUCCGAGGAGACUUUUGGUGCAAUUUUAGAUGAAGCACAGAUAGACAUCAAGGCAGCUGCAUCCAUGCUUCAGUCUGCAGAAGCCGGGUGUUUGCGCCGGCUUUUGCAUGAGUGCCGCACAAUCUGCGAUGGCCCGCCAAGUGUAGCAGCACAGGCAGCACCUGCCGUACCUGCCAAAGUAUCUUCCAAUCUGUUUGGCUUCGAUGUUGGCCCGCGACUCACAAGUGAUGCUCUGCAAAAAUUGUGGUCGGAUUUCACGAAAAAUUAUCCGGCAGAAGUGAUCGUGGGCGAUACCAGACCUUGCAAGGCGUUGGUUCAGAUGGUCUUUGCGCAAAAAGCGGCCAAUGAGCUCCGUUUCAUUCCAUGGCGGCAGAUUCUCAGUGAAGCGCAAGCGGAUCGCGCCAAACAAGCGGGGAACAAGGAGAAGACCUUUCUUGAUGUGCUGGCUGAUGCUGCGGGACAUGUCAACGCAUUGGAGCAAGACCCGUCGCCGCCUUCUCAUUGUGGUGUUCAGCGUUUGCUUUUAUUACGUUCAGUAGCAUGGGCAUUCGUAGGUUGGUGCCACCUUGGUGCAGGUCGACGAUUGGUGCAGGCAUUCAUGGGGCUGUAUGCCGCUCCUGGUUUGGGGUCACUGGGUCUUCGAUCCCCAACUCUGGCCGAAGCAGAACAUGAAGAUGGCGAAUUGCGUCGUCAACUCAAUGCCUUACUGAGUGAUGGAUUCCAUUUUGAUUCCGCUCUUCAUGAAGUGGUGGUGGUGCGCCACAGCUUGCAAAUGUGGCUGCAACCCAAACCCAAGGUGGUCAAUGCAGAAUCGGUGAUCAGUGCCAAGGGGCCCAAGCGCACCUUGCCGCAGCCGCUUGUUGAUGCCAAGAGUUCGGUGGUGGAUGCGAGCAAUGAUUCUUGCGAGUUGCCUGCGUUGACGCCCCAUGAGGUGGUAGCCCCUUCGCCCCACGCCGCGCCGGUAUCAAUGGCCGCGCCUUUUCCCAUCGCUGCGUGGUCUGCAUUAGCUGCUUGUUUCGAUGACAAGGAUGCCUUGCUUCCCCCACUUUUGGAGCGCGGUGUACCCACAGGUGUAGUCUCUCCAAUUCCAUUUUCAGGUAUUUGGGAGCCGUCUGAGCCUGCCCCUAACCUUGGUUUAGAUGACCUGUCAAUUCAUUUACAGCCUUGGCGCAGUGGUUUAGACCGUGAAGACCUUACUCUGGAGCUAAUGCUGAAGGAUGUGGCAGCAAGUCAUGCCUAUGAACUGAUUGGAGGGGAGGCGGAAGCGCGACAGCGGUGGGGUGAUCUGGUUGCCGCGGGCAAGUUAGGAAUAGCACAGCCACCUGGAAAGAAACCACGUCUCAUCGGGGAUGGGACGAUUUCGGGAGCAAACCAUCAUUGUGUCAUUGAGGAGAAGGUGCGCCUACCAACCUUUGAGAGCGUCCAGCGCUUCAUGUCAUUAUCUGGUCCCGAUGUUCAAUGGGGGGCUUUGAGUUUUGAUGUGAGAGGGGCACAUAAAUUGGUCAAUGUGUCUCCUGCUGAACAGGGCCUUUCCUGCUUCGUUGUCCAAGGAGUUCCGCUGUCGUGGGAGAAGGUGCGUAUGGGAGGUCUACAGCCGUGGAUUGGUUGGUCUUUUCAUUGGGGUCGUGGCUUUGCGGAACUACCAGACAACAAGCGACAAACCUUGUUAGGAUUGCUCACGGAACUGACAACACCCGGUCGCAAGGUACCCCGCAAGACUGUGGAGCGCUGCAUAGGCAUGUUGGUGUGGUUCUGUGGUGGGGCCUACUGGUUGGCAGUGGAAAACCAAGUUCGCAUUCCUUUGCGCGUUUUGGAGCCCGGGCGUGUGCGGAGUGCAGCUGACGCAUUUGCAACAGGACAGCGUGCAGGUGUAGGAGGUUGGUGGGCUGUCUCCGAAGAUGCGCUGCAACAGUCGAAGGUGUUUUGGUUUAGUGAGAUGCUAGACUCGACGUCUUUGCUUUCCUGGUUGUGUGCGAAAGAGACUUUGCAGCAGGAUAUUGCUUCCUUUGAAGGCGUUGCGCAGCUAUGUUUGCUUGUUGGACGGACAGCAGGUCAGGUUCCACCACCUGGUGUGACGCUGCGUUUCCACCAGCUUUGCGACAACAUGGGCACUGCCGCCAGCUUGCGGAAGAAAUUGUCUAUGCAAGUGCCGUUGUCUUAUGUUUUGCAGGCCGUGGGCUUUCAUUGCUGCAGAUUAGGCAUUUGUUUAGAUCCCCAGCAUGUGGCUGGUGUUCGAAAUCAAUGGGCCCACAACCUCAGCCGGAAUUGCCUAGAAGGCUUUGAUCCCGGUCGACGCGUUCGACUGAAUGUUCGAGAGUUGUUGGAGGAGCCUUGGUGUCGCUUUUCUUGA
Molecule: messenger RNA, 2484 nt
Organism: Cladocopium goreaui
Lineage: Eukaryota; Dinophyceae; Suessiales; Symbiodiniaceae
Source: the annotation of a GenBank genome assembly